This is a messenger RNA of Phytophthora nicotianae INRA-310, 966 nucleotides long. RefSeq lists its product as hypothetical. NCBI's taxonomy places the organism in Eukaryota, Oomycota, Peronosporomycetes, Peronosporales, Peronosporaceae. The transcript has 2 exons. The coding region runs from base 1 to 966 and encodes 321 amino acids. The record is from RefSeq and is a predicted model, not a curated record.
AUGCCGAAACGAACCACUCACCAGGUGCCGGUAGCGGAAAAAAUCGCCAAGCUACGAACCUGGCAGAAGUACCCGGAAUGGGCGGUGAAAGGUGCUGUCCAAAACCGCAACGUUAAGAGAGGCACACUCAUCGGAUGGCGCAACCAGUACUCUGAUCCCCAACUCAAACACAUUCGCGUGCCUCCGGAUGUAGGCAAUCGCAUCCGCGAGAAGGGCGGUGGACGCAAGCACAGAACGACUUCCUACGAAUUCGACGUGCUGAGUUUCUACGACAAUUGUGCUCGUGAAGGCGAGAUUCCCAGCCACGCAUCAAUUUUAUCCUACUGCCAAAAUAUCCCUGAGUUCGCUUUAAAAAAGGAUAAAAGCCAGCAUUCGUGGGUGAGGGAAUUUAUUAAGCGGUAUAAAACUCACCACUCUUCUAAAACAAACUCGAACUCAGCGUCUAAUUACAAGGUCUGUCAAGCAGAAGAUGCAGAAAGUGAUAAUGAUCCCAUCCCCGUUAGUCCGACGAAUGACACUUUCACCUCCGACAUCAUGACUCAAAACACUACAGUAAGUGACGAGCGUACAACGCCUGGUAACCUGGAAGACACCACAGCCGACAAGCAGGAUAUUUUUCAUUCACAUGAUAUUGACUCUACAAUUAGCGUUAACUGCUCUACCCCAUCUCCAGGCCAACCCGAAAGUGGAAGUGAGGAUAGCAGCAAUGACGUGAGUGCAGCAAGUGAAAGUGAUGAUAGCAGCAAUGACGGGAGCGCAGCAAGUGAAAGUGAUGAUAGCAACAAUGACGUGAGUGCUGCAAGUGAAAGUUCGGAACCGUGGUGUAGUAACAGUGACUCUGAGACUAUUCACUCUAAGAUGAUCUUACGAUCUGGCAAGCGCAAAGGCUGUACGACGAACUCAAUCGUAUUUACCUACGAGAAAGUUCGUGAUGGCUACAGACCUGCAUUCUCUAUUACCGUGUAA